CCGAUCUAUCCGUUCCGACGCACGAACAAUCAAACUUUUGAUUCUGAUUGUAGGUCGUUUUCCGCGGUCGCAUAGUCGAAGGUAAACAGCGCGCUCACAGCUCCUCAGUGAUCCAUCCCUAUGUUGAGCAAUCCGAGAAUUAGUAUCCGGUCGGUAAUGAAAAGUGUUGAUCCCCCAAAUCUGCUCAAAGUGAUGCAAGGUAGCUGAAACCGGUUCUUUCGUCUACAUGCAGCUACAUUGCUGCAUUUGAAAAUUAGAGAUGGAGAUCCCAAUCAGCGCUGUAAUUUAAAAAGAUCAGAAUGGAUGGUGUGUUCUAAAUGUGCCGAUCCGGAUGCAUAUGAGAAGCACAGCAGUCCUACUAAAAUGCCAAGCGAUCUGACAUCUGCAAUGUCGUUCCGUGGCAAUUCCCCCCUUAAAUUUAUAUUUCGGAUGUCGUAUUUUGCAAACAGGGACGCGCUCGAGUUAGUAGUGCUUUUAAGUAGCGUCAGUGCCAGUAGGAUUUUUCCAACAACACAUCCAAGAUGUCUGACGAUAAUCCGAUGCGCCAGAUUCGGGUCGAGAAACUGACCCUCAAUAUUUGUGUCGGCGAAUCUGGGGAUCGUCUGACGCGUGCCGCCAAGGUUCUGGAACAGCUGACAGAGCAGCAGCCCGUCUUCGGGAAAGCCCGCUUUACCAACCGCAACUUUGGUAUACUUUUUGAUCACGAAAUUUAUAACGCAUUUUCGUGAGUACUAGGAGCGCAGACGUGAUAGCGAGUUCGUAACUUGAACUGUUUUUCAACUUUCAGCACUUCGGCGAGUGGAUUCUGGACCGGCCGAGAAUUUAUAUUUGUGUCGUGAGUGUUGAGAAUGAAGUGGGUGAAGUGGAAAAGUGUGCGGCAAUUGGAAAAACAGGUAUCCGUCGUAACGAAAAGAUCGGGUGCAGCGUGACCGUCCGUGGCGAGAAGGCCGAGGAGAUUCUGGAGAAGGGCCUCAAGGUUAAGGAAUACGAACUGAAGAAGCGCAACUUCGCUAAGAACGGAUCAUUUGGAUUCGGCAUCUCGGAACACAUCGACUUGGGCCUCAAAUACGAUCCAUCCAGCGGUAACUUUGAUUUAAUUUGGAAAUUGCAAAAUUUGGGUUAAUCUGUGAGUUUCCCAUCUAGAGUGUCGGCGUUUGUCUUUGUGAAAUGUUCAUAGGUGGCCUCGACUCACUCUAAGCAAGCACAUCGGUCACUGUCGAUAGCAGUGUACCCAGCCACAGCAUUGCGUGAUAUUUUUGACGACCUUGAGUGACAAAUUGCCUGCAUUGCGUUGCGGUGUAAAAUGUCGACUGUUGCCUUCAAAUGCGAUGGUUUACUUCAAAUUUGUCCUUUGACCUGCACAACAAGCUCUGAGUCCAAGCUGCUUUUGACGGAAAGAGCCUGCCUGAGCUAUCAAUAUAAUCGGAUCCAACAAUAUUGUACAGGUAUCUACGGAAUGGAUUUUUAUGUCCAAUUGGCGCGCCCGGGUGGCCGCGUCGCUCGCCGCCGCAAUCAGCAGGCCCGCGUGGGCACGAAGCAUCGUUUGACCGCCGACCAGGGCAUGAAGUGGUUCACGCAGAAGUUCGACGGUGUUGUCAUGGACAAGGAGUAAGGAGUUGAGCCCCUGCUAUAAAGAAACCGGCAUGAUGACACACUCCACUCACGGUGUCGAUGCGAAUGAUAGCGCAUUUGCACGAAACUUCUUUCUUGCCUCCCUCUAGGGCAUGGAACACAAAGAUGCCUAUCGCGCAUUGAAACAAAACCCAACUGAACUACUUUGCAAUCGGCUACUACUACUCAAAGAAUGCCUUGUGCUGUGUCUACCGCGCAAGAUUAUUUUGCCAUCCCUUCGGGACGGCCGCGCGAAAUUGAACGAAGUCAAACGUGCGUUCAUGUGAGGAGGAACUCGAUUUUAGUUGGUAUCAGUCUCGGUCCAGAUUGCGCUGCUCCGUGCAAGCAAAGAGC
This is a messenger RNA of Amoebophrya sp. A120, 1965 nucleotides long. Lineage: Eukaryota; Dinophyceae; Syndiniales; Amoebophryaceae. The record is from the annotation of a GenBank genome assembly.